AUAUACGUUGGUAUUAUUGCAACGAACAUAAAGAAAAGGCGUUGGCUUCAUACAUUUCUAAACUAAAAAUAACCAUGGAGUGUCACGUGACGACAUUGGACCGUAGUUCAAGAUGGAGUCUGCGCCUUAUUUUGUAGCUUUCCACCUACAGUAAUCAUAAUAUGGCAAAUUAUAUCAGUGAUUUUUAAAGUUCUGAGUUUGAGGAGUUCAUUUUUCUUUGCUUCUCGUCAAUCUGUAUGGGAUUUGAAUAUAGGUCUUUGAUGAAAAGAGAGGUUAUUUGCUAAACAUCUGUCAACUGAAACAUCWAGCUAGGUAGCAAUCGGUUAAGUGUUUGGAAUGUUCAUAAACGUUCUAWUAAUUCGGAGAUCGAUAUGACGCUGAGAGAGUUAAAGGUUUGCCUUCUUGGGGACACUGGGGUUGGAAAGUCAAGCAUUGUUUGGAGGUUUGUGGAGGACAACUUUGACCCCAACAUUAAUCCAACUAUUGGGGCAUCCUUCAUGACAAAGACGGUGCAGUAUCAAAAUGAGCUUCACAAAUUUCUCAUCUGGGACACUGCAGGGCAAGAGAGAUUCCGUGCGUUGGCGCCAAUGUACUACAGAGGCUCUGCGGCAGCCAUCAUUGUUUAUGACAUCACUAAAGAGGACUCGUUCCAGACGUUGAAGAACUGGGUGAAGGAGCUUCGUCAGCACGGCCCGCCCAACAUCGUGGUAGCCAUCGCUGGCAACAAGUGUGACCUGUCCGAUGCCAGGGAGGUCUCGGAGAAAGAUGCCAAGGACUAUGCUGACUCCAUCCACGCCAUCUUUGUGGAGACCAGCGCCAAGAACGCCAUUAACAUCAAUGAGGUCUUUAUAGAGAUAAGUCAACGGAUCCCUGUCCUAGAUGCAGGGGGAGGGGCUGCAGGGAAUGGCUUCAAACUGCGCCGGCGGCCCUCAGAGACCCGGACCCGGACCUGCUGCUGAUGCUGCCAGUGAACCCUGACCUUAGUCCCACAUUGACCCUUCUCUGCUUGCGGCCUCCAUAAUCCCCCCUAACCACAGACCUGCGUCAUAGAGACCUGGGAGCUGCAAAUGCCACUCCUCCAUUGGGAAACCCUGAUUACUACCGCCAUUGCAUCCUGCAUCUAAUGCUACACUGUAAAGAGAGAGCAGCUGAGCAAAUUACAGUUCACUGGGAUAUAUGACCAUAUCUCAUCGUUCUAUGCGGCUAACUUUGGCUUAGUUAUUGUGAAGCUGUAGUCUUGUGUUUUUAAUGCCUUUCUGGAGCCCAAAAGGUUAAAAUGAAGUCCACAGCCUUUAAAGGUGCUUUAUUUGUCUGCAUUUGUCGUGCAGCAGAAGUCAGGGCAUUUAUUAUUCUUGCGCUUAACCAAGCAGCACAGAGCUGUUGUGAAGGAAGUUGUCAAGGCAGUGAGUUUGUUUAUGCAGGACCUCCCGCCCUCACCUACCGCCAACCAAUCACGUCACUGCGGAGUUAUACGGAGCCCUCUGUAUUGUUACACAAUUUGAGAUGCGCACGGCGAUGUGGUAUGGAGCUGAAUUGCGUCACACCAUCCAUACGGUGCAUCCGAAUACAUUUUUGGAUCAAGCAUAAAUUGGUUCUCAGUAUUUAGCCUUUAGGUUCGCCAAGUAGGUCUAUGGCAGCUAUCCUUUAGGUUCGCCAAGUAGGUCUAUGGCAGCUAUCCUUUAGGUUCGCCAAGUAGGUCUAUGGCAGCUAUCCUUUAGGUUCGCCAAGUAGGUGUAUGGCAGCUAUCCUUUAGGUUCGCCAAGUAGGUCUAUGGCAGUCUCACCCCCCUCCUUGCUGUGUUCACUUCAUCCUCCCGUAUUCCAGAUCUGUGGCUCGUCCAAGCCUAUGGCACCAGAUUCCUAUAUGGCUCUGGUCAAAAGUAGUGCACCUUAUACACUGAGUGUACAAAACAUUAAGAACACCUUCCUAAUAUUGA
Molecule: messenger RNA, 1936 nt
Organism: Salvelinus sp. IW2-2015
Lineage: Eukaryota; Metazoa; Chordata; Actinopteri; Salmoniformes; Salmonidae
Gene: rab22a
Product: RAB22A, member RAS oncogene family
Biological process (GO): vesicle-mediated transport
Molecular function (GO): GTP binding; GTPase activity
Source: RefSeq, a predicted model, not a curated record